Phytophthora nicotianae INRA-310 is the source of this 732-nucleotide messenger RNA. RefSeq lists its product as hypothetical. The record is from RefSeq and is a predicted model, not a curated record. The coding region runs from base 1 to 732 and encodes 243 amino acids. The transcript has 2 exons. Lineage: Eukaryota; Oomycota; Peronosporomycetes; Peronosporales; Peronosporaceae.
AUGAACCUCGGCCAGAUGAAGAACGACCCCGCCAACGGCUCGGCGCAGGCCAUCCCGUCUCUCAAGCGCACGUUAAGUGGCGGUGCGGCCAGCAGCGUGGGCCACGGCCACGCUGGAGGACUGUCCAGCCACUUGGGUGUGGGCAUGAACAACAUGAACUCAAUCCCGUCGGUGCUACACGCUACGCCUAACACGAACCCGCCCCAGAUUCUGCGCGCCGUCACGUCCUCAGGCGCGUACAACCGCCCGUCGUCCAACCAAUCCUUCCGCGGGGGCAGUAGUGGCCUCUCGACUACGGGCACCGGAGGCUCUACCGUGGCCAGCACCAAUGUCAGUGCCACGACGGCAACACGCAGCGUUUCCCAGUCGUCAACCAUGCAGGACUGGAGGAUGUACCUCACCAUCGAGGAGCGUCAGGCCGUCCGCUCUAAGAUUCGCGACGCCUACACCAGCCGCUGCUCCACAUACGAAGAUCUACUACAAGUGGCUUGUGCUAUUGAGGAAGAGCUGCUUCAUAUUUCGGCACCGUCGCGUCUGGACUACUUCAAGAGCGGCUUCGAGUUCGAGAACCGCGUCAAGCUGAAAAAGGACCAACUGCAGGGCCAACUGGCGGCAUUGGACGCCAAGCGGCGGUCAUCGAGCAUCGGUCAACAGCAACAGCAGCAGGGAACGCCGAACAGUGGCGGCAGUGGCAACAAAACAGUAGGAUCGGCCAAGAAACAGAGGAAUUAG